Tremella mesenterica DSM 1558 is the source of this 3687-nucleotide messenger RNA. RefSeq lists its product as uncharacterized. Lineage: Eukaryota; Fungi; Basidiomycota; Tremellomycetes; Tremellales; Tremellaceae. Gene Ontology annotation, cellular component: cohesin complex; chromosome; nucleus. The transcript is spliced from 18 exons. Bases 1 to 3687 code for a protein of 1228 amino acids. Gene Ontology annotation, biological process: sister chromatid cohesion. Gene Ontology annotation, molecular function: ATP binding; protein binding; ATP hydrolysis activity. The record is from RefSeq and is a predicted model, not a curated record.
AUGCCUCUCAAAAGGCUGGAGCUGUCAAACUUCAAGUCGUAUAGAGGACAGCAGGUGAUCGAUUUCGGAGAUGCACCCUUCAUGUGCAUCAUCGGACCCAACGGUGCUGGCAAGUCCAACCUCAUGGACGCCAUCUCCUUCGUUUUGGGUGUCAAAUCGGCCCAACUCAGGUCCACUCAACUCAAGGAUCUCGUCUAUCGUGGGAGGAAGGCCGCUCAAGCUGAGGACGAAACCAUGAGUAUAGAAGACGAUGGAGAUUCUCAAGCGCACUCCAAUGAUGCCCGGACGGCAUACGUCAUGGCCGUCUACGAGGACGACAAAAAUAAGGAAUGGAGAUUCAGACGCAGUAUCACAACAACUGGAGCCUCCACUUACUACCUGAAUGGGAAAGCCGUUCCUUGGAAUCUGUAUAAUCAGCAGCUCGAAAAGUUCAACAUCCUAGUGAAGGCCAAGAACUUCCUCGUCUUUCAGGGUGACGUGGAAGGCGUCGCCAGUCAAGACAGCAAGGCCUUGGCCAAGCUCAUCGACAGGAUCAGCGGGUGGGCACUGUCACGUCUCGGUUCCCUGGACUUGGCACCUGCCUACGAAGCCUCCAAAGCGGCUCAGGAAAAAGCGACUGAUGCUAGCACAGCAAACUAUGCCAAGAAACGAACCAUGUUGACCGAAGUCCGACACUUCAAAGAACAGAGGGAAGAGAUCAAACAAUGGGAAAAGCUGAGAGACGAAAAAGAUGCCUUGGUGCAGCGGCAUCUCCUUUGGCGUCUCUAUCACCUGACCGAAGAGAUUAACGAGUCCACCAAGCAAGUAGAAGAAGCCAACGAAAAAUUGACAGAUUUACGUGCUGCAGUGAAUGACAAUGACAGCAAAUUCCGCCUCGCCAAGAAAGACCAGAAUCAAGCGUUGUUGAACGUAAAGAAGCGUGAGGCCGGAGUGAAGAGGGCCGAGAAGGCUUAUGACGACAAACGCCAAUCUGACAGCCUGGAGACUCUGCAAAGAGGUGCAGCAGAUGUCAAAAAGAGCAUGGCUGAGGCUGUCGAACGGCAAAGGAAAGCUAGUCAGGCGAAAGGGAAAACCUUGUCGGCAGCUGAUCUUGCCGAGUAUAGGACCCUCCGGUCUGCAGCCAACCUUCGUGCCGUAUCAGAACGACAGCAACUUGAGAGUCUUCAUCGCGAGCAGAAGAACCUACGUGAUGCCCUCGCCUCGGCCGAGGACAAGAUUCAACAAGCUGAACGACGCAAAACCAAACUGACAGAAGAAGUGAACAGCUUGUCCAGUAGGGAGGUAUCAAUGUCCGAUAAGUUAGCCGAACUCAACGAUGAAAGGGAGCGUCUAAAAGCUCAGUUGGAACAUGCUCAAGCUGAACGAGAGCGAGUCAACAUGAAGGUGACCGAGAUCAACGAGAAACUCCAGGAAACAUACAACAAGUUGUUACAGGCAGGGGUUGACAAGCGUGAAUCAGAGCGGGAGGCCAAGCUGAAGGAAGUCUUGCAGAGUCUGAAGCGCGUUUUCCCCGGAGUGCACGGUCGCGUCGUCGACCUCUGUAAACCUACGGCUCGAAAGUACGACACAGCUGUCAUGACUGUCCUAGGGCGACACAUCGAUGCUGUGGUUGUGGAGCAGGAGAAAGUGGCCAUUGAUUGCAUCGAGUACAUGCGCAACCAACGCGCUGGUCAAGCUACCUUCAUUCCGCUUGACACGAUCCAAGUUAAGCCUGUUGCGGAACGACUGCGAAAUUUUGCUCGUGGUGCUCGUUUGGCCUUCGACUGCAUAGAGUAUGAACCCGCAGUUGAGAGGGCGAUGCAGCACGUCUGUGGCAACGCUAUGAUUUGCGACUCCAUGGACAUCGCCAAGCAGAUUUGUUAUGACAAAGGCCAAGAGGUCAAGGCGGUGACUUUGGAGGGUACAGUGAUACACAGAAGUGGUCUGAUCACUGGAGGUCAAGGAUCCGGUGGCUCUCGCAAGUUCGAUGACCGGGAGGUUCAAGGUCUUCAACGACUGAAAGAGCAGUAUCUUCAGCAAUUGCAGGAUCUCAACCGUGCGAAGCCCAAGGAUAACGCGGACGAAGGGGUGCUAGAAAACUUGGCCAGACUUGAUGCCGAGGCGACCAUCGCAAAGGACGAUCUUGUAAGGGUGUUCUUCAAGCGGCAGAAAUUCCAAGCUGACGCUCAGGACGCGACUCGCCUUCGGCUGAAUGGUUUACGAGCUGAGCUCAAUCACGUGGAGUCUGAUUUCAAGAAGCUCUCCCCUGAUCUGGAAAAACGGUCUCGAGCAGUUAGGACUCUGGAACAAAAGACUGCCGAUCUCGCCAAAACGGUCAACACUGCAGACGACGAAACAUUUGACGCUUUCUGCAAAAAGAUUAAAAUCAGCCACAUCCAAGAAUAUGAGGAUGUCCAACUGAAGUUAGCGACGGAGGAGAGUGAGGCGCUCGAGGCCUUCACGACCCAGCAGGCUCGCAUCAAUCAUCAAAUCGAAUUCGAGACAUCACAAUUAUCUGCGACUCGUGAACGUCUUGCCUCAUUGCGGGCCACUAUCGACCGCGAGAAUCAUAACGUCGAUAAAUUGCGUUCUUCGAAGAGAGCUCUCGAGAAAGAACUCGAUCAACUGCAGGCUGAGAUUGAACACCAGCGAGGCAAGCUCUCCAAUGCUCAGGCUGCAUAUGACAAAGCUACCGAUCUGGUCGAGGAAAUGCGCGAUGCUACCAGAAAGACUCAGCGGAUGCUCGACAAAGUGCUCAAGGAGAUUGGAGGGUGGAACGACGAGAUUGAAAAGGCAUCCUCAGAUCGGCAUGCCAUUUAUCGUCGUUGUCGGCUUGAAGAGAUCGAUCUUCCGCUUAUUCGCGGCUCGCUCGAUAAAGUUCCUAUCGAGGAGAAUCUGCAAAAGGAUGGAGAGUCCAUGGACGUGGAUGACGACGGGACCCAACGUCCAGCAAGGAGCAACGACUACGGUAUCGAACCCGACUUCGACGUGCUGGAGGACGAGGACAGGGAGAACGACGCUGAAGAGCUGGGCCACAAUUUUGAGGCGCAAAUUGCGGCACUGAAGGCCAAUCUGGAUAAGAUGAUUCCUAACAUGAAAGCCAUCGAUCGGCUUGCCGACGUUCAAACCGGGCUGGAUGAGGCGGAAAGAGAAGCCGAGGAGACUCGACAAGAGAGCAAACGGGCCAGAGAAGAAUAUCAGCAAUUACGCAAGAAGCGCUGUGACCUCUUCAAUAAGGCAUACAAUCACAUGACUGGGUGUAUCGACAAGAUUUACAAGGAUCUCACUAAAAGUAAGACAUUUCCCACCGGAGGUGUCGGCUUUCUCAGUCUCGAAGACGCCGAGGAACCUUAUCUCUCUGGCGUCAAGUACAACGUCAUGCCUCCUGGCAAACGAUUCGCUGAGAUGGAUCAGUUAUCAGGAGGUGAGAAAACGAUGGCCGCGUUGGCCUUGUUAUUUGCCAUUCAUUCCUUUCACCCGGCUCCGUUCUUCGUGCUCGACGAGGUGGACGCCGCGUUGGACCCGACGAACGUGUCCAAGCUGGCGCGAUACGUUAGGGAGCAAGCGGAGAAGGAAGUGCAGUUUCUGAUCAUCUCGUUAAAGACCACACUAUACGAACACGCGGAUGGCUUAGUGGGGGUUUAUCGAGAGCAAGAAGAGAACUCGUCCAAGACGUUGACUCUUGAUCUCCGGAACUACGUGGAAUGA